Molecule: messenger RNA, 1401 nt
Organism: Beta vulgaris subsp. vulgaris (sugar beet)
Lineage: Eukaryota; Viridiplantae; Streptophyta; Magnoliopsida; Caryophyllales; Amaranthaceae
Product: protein FAR1-RELATED SEQUENCE 8-like
Exons: 2
Coding region: 1-1401 (466 amino acids)
Source: RefSeq, a predicted model, not a curated record
AUGGCUACAAAUGAUGAACAAGUUGCUAGAGGUGGAAAAAAGGUUAUUGAUCUCAAUAUUGGAUAUCCUAGUGAAGAAUGUAGUAGUCAUGAAUGCUCGGGUAUCGACUUUAGUACAGACACUGAAUUAGAUAUGAUCAGAGAUGACAUUAUUGAAGAUGAUAAUGUAUUAAGAGGUGAUCAAAAUCCAAAUGAAUGUAAUGGUAUAUCCUUAUAUGAACCAACACCCACAACAAUUAAAGAGCCACUAGUACCACCUAGUGUAGGCAUGACAUUUGGAUCUUAUGAGGAAAUAAUCAGUUACUACCAUGAAUUUGGAAGACAAAAUGGGUUUCAAAUGAAAAUUAGAAGUCGGGAAAAUGUUAAAGGAAUCGACAGCGGAAAUGGCAAUGAUUGCACAAGGUUGAGAUUAGCAUGUACGAAAGAAGGAAAAUUCAAUUCCAGAGAGAAAGAUCCAUCAAAAGCGGCACACACUCAGAUUACUGGUUGUAAAGCUAAGAUUACUGCCUCAGUUGACAAAAAUGCUAGCAGAUGGAAGCUCACUACUAUAAUUUUGGAGCAUAACCAUCCUUUGGAUCCCUUAAAUUCUAGAUUCAUGUCCAACUAUCGAUUUAUUAGUCCACACAACAAGAAGAUUAUUAUGACAAAUGAGAGGGCAGGAGUACCUAUUAGCAGAAAUUAUGCCACAUUUGUUGUGCGUUAUGGAGGAUUUGGAGCUGUUCCUUUCUCCGAAAAAUAUUGUAGAAAUUUAGUGAGCAAACAUAGGCGAUUGUGUCUUCAAGAAGGAAAUUUUGCUGCCACGGAGAAACAUUUUAUUGAGAUGUCUUCCAAAGACAAAGAUUUUUAUUACAUGUACGACACAGACGAUGAUGGCACACUUAAAAAUAUCUUUUGGGCUGAUGGAAGGUGUAGAGCUGCAUAUCGAGACUUUGGAGAUGUUAUAUCAUUUGACACCACAUACUUGAGGAAUAGAUAUAAGAUGCCAUUUUUCCCAAUCAUAGGUGUGAAUCAUCACAAUCAAUCAAUCUUACUUGGAUGUGCUCUAAUUUCUGGAGUGGAUACAAUUAACUAUGUUUGGUUGCUUAAGACGUGGCUAGCAUGUAUGUCCGGAAAAGCUCCAAAUUGUAUUAUAAUUGAUCAAUGCAUGGCUAUAGGUAAUGCAAUCAAAGAGGUUUUUCCUAAUACCAAACUUCGAUGGUGUAUUUGGCAUAUUUUGAGAAAUGCAAAAAAACAUCUAAAUUUUCAUGAAGCAAGAGAUGAUAUUCGUAAGGCAUUGAAACGUGCUCUCCAUGAUUCUCUUCAUGUUGAAGAGUUUGAAAAGAAUUAUGGAGAUAUGUUGGUAAAAUAUAAGUUGGAGGAUGUUAAUUGGUUUAACGAUAUGUAUGUUCUAAGGCAUAGAUGA